Molecule: messenger RNA, 1686 nt
Organism: Candoia aspera
Lineage: Eukaryota; Metazoa; Chordata; Lepidosauria; Squamata; Candoiidae
Gene: LYPD3
Product: LY6/PLAUR domain containing 3
Exons: 5
Coding region: 65-1120 (351 amino acids)
Cellular component (GO): plasma membrane
Source: RefSeq, a predicted model, not a curated record
CAUUCUCAAGAAAGGCAAAGGGAAAGGAGAAGAGCCUGAGCAAGGUUGGGACUUAGCAGACGUAAUGAUGGGCGCCUACCUCCAGCUCCAAAUGAGCCCAUCUGUCCUUCUGGUGGCCCUGACGUUUUUCAUGAAAGGUGCCUUGGCUCUGGAAUGCCACAGCUGUGUGGACUUUGGUGACAGCGGUUGCAGUCAGCAGCGCAUGAAGAAGCUGACCUGCCCAACCAAUGCCCAUGUCUGUGUGGAAACGGUGGCUGCUGUGGAAUGGAGUCACGGGAAAUUCUCAGUUGGCGAGAAGGGCUGCGGACUGGGCAUGCCAGGCACCAAUGACAAAGCAGUGGAGGUGCAUGGCAUCCUGGCCUUCUCUCACUUGCACCAGUGCAACACAAGUCACUGCAAUGUUAAAUUGGACAUCAAAGCUCUACAGCUGCAACCCAUGGAUAAUGAGAGUGCACAGAUUCCCAAUGGAGUGGAAUGUUACAGCUGUGUUGGCGACAACUGCACGAUGGACAAUUCUACCAUUGUCAAGUGCUAUGACAAUUUCCGAGGUUGUUUCCAUGGCAAUGUCACUAUGAAAGCAGGCAAUUUUUCACUGACCAGGCCCAUCAAGGGGUGUGUUGAAGAUGAGGACUGCACCAAGGUCAGAAAAGGGAGUCCUGCCAUCACCGUGACAGGCUCCUGCUGUUCAGGGAGUCUUUGCAAUACUGAUCUCUCCAACAAAACUCACUUCUCCACCUCAAUUCCACGGCUUGCCUUCCUGCCUGGUCAAGAGACAAAUAACGCAACAGUCACUACCCCUUCGACAUACAUCCAGAUCAAAGCAGCAGCAGCUUCCACUUCCAGCAAGCUAACCCGUUCUAUUGCUGUGACCUCAUUAGUGUCCAGCCCUCAGAAGGACCAGGUCUAUGACCACGACCAUGACCACGACCAUGACCAUGACCAUGACCACAGUCAUGAACAUGAUAAAACCAAAAUCAUCUCCGUUCGAGGUGGGAAGGUGACCACUUCUGUGAAAGUUGAAGAAAGACAUAAGCAACCAGCUGAUGGGGCGAAGGGAGGUGUAGCAGGCUUGGGUGGGUCAGUUCUAAUGACUUUGUUGCUGCUCGGCUUGUGUCUGUGAAGGUUCAUCAAGGAGUGAGAUGACGUUCAGCUUCCUCCCCCUUUCCUCACUAGAUCAAUCCUAUCACGUACAGCUUUGCCAAUGUAGUUUGGUGUGGUCUUUCCCACUCAGAUUUGCCUACCUACAUUUGGCAUCCAAACCAGCAUUUGGGACCUUAUGUCCUAUUUAUGUCUUUUGAGUACUGGAAAUAGAUUUUCCUUUGGUGUGCUUCUCUAUACCUUAUUUUCAUGGUAGCCAUCUUGUACAUGACUAGAAGCUAAAGGUCACUGUUAUGCUGCAAGACAAAUCCCAUGUUUGUGUGCAGCAAAGCCUGGUUUUGCUCUUACAAAACAAAGUCAAAUUCCUUUUGGGCGUGGGUCUUUUCCUACACUCCUUUUCCAAUAUAAUUUUGCACCAAACUCACGGCAGCCCUUCUGUAUCCAUCCUUCUAAAGGGUAUUCUCCUUGGAUCAUCCUUGGUGUAGCCUAUUGAAUAAUUUUUCUUACAUUGCACUGAACACUCUUACAGGUAGUCCUCACUUAACGACCACAACUGAGACCAGAAUUUUGGUUGCUAAGCAAAAUGGU